AUGGACGCGGCAUCAGACCCUACGAGGAGCAGUGCAGGCUCGGGACGAUCUUCGGGGAGCAGGUCGAAGCAGAACCCGCAGCAACAGCUCUCCACCAUCGAAAAGUCCGUCACUCACCUCCUCGUCGCCACCAAACAACUCCUCGAAACCCUAACCCAAUGGUCGCGCGGUUCAGCCUCCGAAGGCGAGGUCAGCGAUGUCUACGUCCGCUUGGGCUACGAGUUCAACAUAGCAUGUCGGGCAUUUGGCGCUAUCGGCGUGGAUACCUCAGACCUUGGCCCUGUCCCGGACUUGUUGCGAGCCAUACUGGAGGAUACUUUGAGUCAAGAGGCCAGCCAGGCGAGCUUGGACAAGUAUCUGCCACGGAUACGUGAUAUCAUCAUCAACCUCCUGCACGGUCUGAAGAAGAAGCAGCAGCGGCUGCGGCAGAAAGGGACAACAUCGUCGACUGCGAGUGGGAGUGGGCAGAAUGGCUUACCGCCGCGGCAGGCGAGUGUGGCGAGCAAUCUCAGCGCGGAGAGUCAGGUCAAUCAGCACUUGGAGGAGUUUCCGGCGCGGACACAGAGCAGUCGGUCGUUUGCACAACGGCAGGGGAGUGGAGAAGUGGCAAUGCCUGAUCUACCCCCUCGGACUACGAGUGCGCCGGGAAGGCAGUCGCCGAAAAGAGCUGCGAACUUGAGUCCCGCGAACAGUAUACACCAGUCUGCGAGUCGAGAUACCAUCGCUUCGGAUUCGGGGUCCUCAAUAUCGAGCAACGCCAUGCAGAACAUCCCUGUCAUCGCUCCAUACCCAGAGACAGACACGAUCCCGACAAAUACUCAAUUUGAGCAACCACCGCAACCUCCUCCGUUACCUGGCUCAGGGUCACCAUCAGUCGACCCACCACGCCCCCCUCCGAAACAGAACGAUGCACUCAGCGCACUGCAGCGAGGAGGCGAAUUGGAAAGACGAGCAUCAAGACGUUUUUCCGCCUACCAGAUCCAAAAGCACCUUGGAACGUCCAUGAACGGCAUAGCGGCCAUCCCACCAGCACAGAACUCGCCCAUCCCGAAUAGAGGCCGGGAUGCGCGUGAGUCGCUCAAUGCCGUUCGCUCGAGAGGGAGCGUCAUGCACAGUCGAGCGAGGUCUCGCAAGGAGGCCGCUGCUGGGUACGAGCCGUCGCCGAGCCGAAUCAACGAGGUGAGACGGAUAUCGGAGGAGAGCGAGCAACAGCAGCAGAAGUCUGCGCCAGAGUUGCAUCCGCCGAGUAGACCCUCCGUGGAGACAGAGUUGGAUAGCCCAAAUGUCAAGACUCCGGAGGACAAGCUGGGCUCGUACCCUUUCCCGGACACACCAGGGAGUCCGCAGAAGUUCAGCGCGACUCUCAAUGGGCCUAUGGAAGAGCCUUAUAUUCCUGACGGACCUUCGCAACAGCUCGAAAGACGAAAGACGCCGACGCCGAAGCGAAGUGCUUCGCGCAGAGCGGUUGUGGUAGAAGAGCAACCUCGCACGCCGCCAGUCUCGCAAUACGUGCCUGAAGGAUCGCCGCAGCUGGGCAAAGAACUGACUUUGUUCUUACAAUACAAGUCCAAGAUCAAGAAGUUCGUCUUGCCAGACGGCGGGGACUUGAGUCUGGCUCGUCUACAGCUGGCUUUUAUUGAGAAGUUCGCUUGGAAUACGCAGAACAACGGAACAGAUCUGCCAGAGAUUUACAUCCAGGAUCCCGUUUCUGGCGUGCGGCACGAAUUGGAAGACCUUACCGAUAUCAAAGAGCGCAGUGUCCUCGUCCUCAAUAUCGAAGCCUUGGAUGAAGUCAAGCGUCACAUUGACGAUGGCAUCGGUGGCCUGCGUCGAAUUGUGGAAGGAAUCAAGACCAGCGUCGAAGACCAGCAAUCCGCCAUCCAGCGCGUCUCCGACCGCCAACAAGAUGCCGCGCGAGAAAUGGCAGGCUUCGUAGCAGCUGGCCCACCCACCACUGCCCCUGCUCCUCGGCCGUCUUCUACCACGGCCACCCCGCCUCCUGGCAUCAGACCAUCCGCGUCGGUUGGGAAAGACAAGUCCAGCCAACUAACCGAGAUCCAGUCCCUCCGCCGCGAUCUUGCCGUCGUCCGCCAAACUUACACCACCUUCGUCUCCUCCAUGCAAACCACAAUGACCACCCUCCGCACCCAAGCCGCCAACGUCAAAACCGCCGCUUCCAUCCCUGCAAUGCCUUCCGAUCCUUCCUCCGGCCGCGCCUACGUCGACAAAGGCAAAUCCUCCCUCAGCCAAGACUCCGAAAGCAUCGUCAACCGCGUCGACGACCUACAAGACCUCGUCGAAGACCUGCGCAAAGACGUCGUAGUCCGCGGUGUCCGUCCCCUCCCUCGCCAACUGGAAGGCGUAAGCAAGGACAUCUCCACCGCCACCGCAGACCUCAAGAAACUCAAAGAGUUCCUCCGCCGCGAAAAACCCGUCUGGACCAAGAUCUGGGAGCGCGAGCUCCAAGUCGUCUGCGACGACCGCGACCUCCUCACCCUCCAAGAAGAACUCGCCGUCGAUCUCGAAGACGACCUCGAGAAAGCCGCCGCGACCUUCGCCCUGGUCGAGGAAGCCACGCGACAGCAGAACCUCACCGCGCAGAAAGACACCGGCGCCCCGAUAGGACCAGGCCAGCUGCGCUCUUCUUCCCGCGGCACGGCGUUCGCGAUCGACACCGGCGCCGAUCCGCGGAAAGCUAAAGAUAGUGUCUUAGGCGAAGUGCGCGCGCUCCAACCGAACCAUGAAAGCCGACUCGAAGCUAUCGAGCGCGCGGAGCGCGCCCGCCUGCGCGAGCUCGAGAACAGGGCAGGCGGGGAGUUCCAGAAGGAACUCGGCUCGUUCGUCGAAGAAGGGCGGUUGAAGAAGACCGGCGGCGUGGAGGAGGUGGAACGAAUCCGGCUUGUGCGCGAGGAGAAAGCUCGGAGGGAAGUUCAGGAGCGGCAGCGUGAGCGGAUGAGGCAGAGGGCUGAGAAGGAGGCAGGGGAGGCUAAUGGUGCGCCGCCGGACGCUGGUGCUGGUACUGCGGAAGGCGGGUUGGAAGUCCCAGCGAAGGAAGGCGAGGAGAGGGCGAGUAGUCCCGAGUCUGCAGUCGGGUUUGUAGAUGCGAGGGAGGAGGCGGGCACGCCGGCGAAUGAGACGGCGAAUGAGAAGGAGGGAGGCGGGUUGGGCUAG
Saxophila tyrrhenica is the source of this 3171-nucleotide messenger RNA. It is a transcript of the gene BUD6, whose product is annotated as Bud site selection protein 6. The transcript has 2 exons. Lineage: Eukaryota; Fungi; Ascomycota; Dothideomycetes; Mycosphaerellales; Extremaceae. Gene Ontology annotation, molecular function: cytoskeletal regulatory protein binding. Gene Ontology annotation, cellular component: cell tip; cytoplasm. Gene Ontology annotation, biological process: establishment of cell polarity. The record is from RefSeq and is a predicted model, not a curated record. Bases 1 to 3171 code for a protein of 1056 amino acids.